Molecule: messenger RNA, 974 nt
Organism: Acanthopagrus latus (yellowfin seabream)
Lineage: Eukaryota; Metazoa; Chordata; Actinopteri; Spariformes; Sparidae
Gene: psmg3
Product: proteasome (prosome, macropain) assembly chaperone 3
Exons: 3
Coding region: 173-544 (123 amino acids)
Biological process (GO): proteasome assembly
Source: RefSeq, a predicted model, not a curated record
UCACUGACGUCAUCACGCAAAGAGAGCCGCGCAGACGCUCAGCUCCGGUGAUGCACGCUUGUUUGUGGUGCAGUCUGAAUGACAGAGCGACUGUAAAGUUACUGCAAGUGAAGCGUCUCGGUGCAGAAGAAGGUUUACACUGCUCCAGGACAAAGAAGCAGGGAUUUACAAAAUGUCUUCUCCUGAGCCCGUUAUCAGAUCGAGACAGAUGGAGAAAGAAGUCAAUGGGAUUUCAACACAAGUCGUCUGUACAGAGUUCAGCAAUUACAUAUUCGUGGUCCUCAGUCAGUACGGCAAAAUCGGGACAUUGAUAUCUGUCACGCCUGACUCCAGAUCUAAUGAUAUCAGCACCCCAACGUUCUCCACCAAAGUACUGCUGGGCAAAGACGAGCCGCUGACGCAUGUCUGUGCCAAAAACCUGGCAACGUUUGUAUCACAAGAAGCCAGCAACAAGCCUGUCUUACUGGGACUGGCACUUAAGGAUUCCUCCAUGGAUGCAAUCAAACAAAUGAAAGAGAUCAUCAAAAGUUGUCAAGUCUGGUAGAGAGUCAACCAAACGGACAUGCAGCCUGUAGGCUUGAUAAGAUACAGGCCAUCUGGAUGCCCCCAAUGUCACCUUUUUCUAAACUGUUUUCACCUUUUUUGAAACUGAAAGGAUUGUACUCUGAAUCCCCUGAGGCUCAAACUUGAAGACAAAAAUGUAUAAAUACAAUUUCAUUUAUCUGAUCCUUUUGAUUUGUUGAGACAGUGAGGAAUGUCUUCUGGGAAACAUAAUUUAGACUUUAUCUGUUUGUGAGGAGUGAUUUACUGCAAGCCAGUGUAUUCUGUUAGCUCUAAGUUAUACCUUGCAAAAUGAUGGCCAAUGGCUCCAAUGUGUCACCACUUCAUGAAACUGUACUUUUGUAAUCUGUAAUACUAUAUUCUGUGUUAUUUUUGUAUUUGAUAAUGCAAAUAAAAACUGGUCAGGUCAAAAA